Molecule: messenger RNA, 2636 nt
Organism: Dunckerocampus dactyliophorus (ringed pipefish)
Lineage: Eukaryota; Metazoa; Chordata; Actinopteri; Syngnathiformes; Syngnathidae
Gene: nudt18
Product: nudix (nucleoside diphosphate linked moiety X)-type motif 18
Exons: 6
Coding region: 1050-2057 (335 amino acids)
Molecular function (GO): magnesium ion binding; 8-oxo-dGDP phosphatase activity; 8-oxo-GDP phosphatase activity
Source: RefSeq, a predicted model, not a curated record
AAAUGUUCUCAUGGGUUGAUGCCCAAACAAAUAACACGAGUGCUGCAGUGGUAAUACUGCAGUACAGUACUAGUACUUCACACCAAGAAUGAGCAACCAAUUGAAGCACGACAUACACACAUUCCAUCAAAGUAAACUCGAUGACGCAGUAAAGAUGCGUCCAUAAAAUGUUUUAAAGUACAAAUACCAAUACGACGACGGUAGUCAGCGCGUGUGCUAACGUAUCAGCAUGUUUUGCAACGAAUGCUGAAUGCUUCCUAUCUGAAUGUUGCUUAUUGUGCAGCUAACACUAAAAAAGACCAACAAAAACCUCGCAGAGCAGAACACACACUCACCAGUUUGAUUCUCAGUCAGUGUGUUUCCGUUGGGCGGUUUCAAACACGUAAAAACAACCUUGACGUCGUUACGUCGGUUAGCCAAGCUUAGCGUUUGUUAGCCAACGUUGACCUCUGUGGGCGUGACAGCGGCACGACUGUCAGCGCUAGCUUCCGGUGGUUUCGUUUGCAAGGAACAAAUACCGAGUAAAACAUGAAAUUAUAUAAUAACCCUUACGUCGCAUUUGUUCCGUUUCUGUUUGAUUUAACUCAAAUUGACGUCGCAAAUAACUUGUGACCGAAGGCUUUUAUUCUGACAAACUCCAAAGUGAAGGAGAGUGCUUCCGGUUAGCAUGACCUGCUCAAAUGUCAAAACAGCAGCACAGGUUUGUUUUCUUCUUGUUUAAACGACAUUAGAAACUUUUCAUAUCGAGUAGAACUAUGUUUAAUAACUAUAAUGUAUAAUAAAUGAAAUAUCUGAAGAUAAAAUGGCGGUCUUCUGAGGAUAUUUGCCGAAGUUAAACGCUGCUUUAUUGGCCCUCUGACCUCUUUUAUCUUAAUAUUGACUUGUGGAGGGUGAAGUUGGUCCACUACAAAAUCUUUGAUCAGCUGUAGAACGUGUCUGGUGAGUAUUAAAUAGAAUUUCUGGUCCCUCUGUGUCGGAAAAGGUGCGCUUUUAUUUAGUGCUACUCUCAGCGCGAGAGGGCGACGGGCGUGAGCCGUUCACGCUACGUAAUGGAGGCGGAGCUUGAACGGGUGGAGGAGGAGAUGCAGCGGCUGCUGAGCGGCCAGGGGUCGGAGGUCACGGCGUGCGACGUGGGGCUGGAGCAGAGCAAACCGGCCUCGCUGAGGAACAACGUCUCCUACAUCGUCUGCGCCGUCAUCUUCAACCACAAGGAGGAGGUGCUGAUGGUUCAGGAGGCCAAGCAGGACUGCUACAAGAAGUGGUACCUCCCAGCAGGCAGGGUGGAGGUGGGCGAGAGCCUACAGGAGGCGCUGCUGAGGGAGGUGAAGGAGGAGGCGGGGUUUGAGUGUGAGCCAAUCACCUUGCUGCUAAUCCAGGAACAGGGACCACAGUGGAUCCGCUUCAUCUUCCUGGCCAAGGUCACAGGCGGGACCAUCAAGAGUCCAUCAGCGGCCGAUCAGGAGUCUCUUCAGGCCGCCUGGUGGGACAGACGCACGCCCCUCGCCCUCAGGGGGCAGGACAUUCUGAGACUCAUCGAGUUUGGGCUCAAGUACCACCAGGACCCCUGGCAUCCCGCCACCUUGCCGACGGACCUGAGCUGCCGCCACGUGGUCCAGCGACUGGUCCUGGUCUUCAUCACCCCGGAGGAGCAGGUCUGGAUCCUGCUGGUCAAAGCCCCGAGGCCCCACCUCCCCGUGGCGGCGGCGGUCAAGACGCACGCCGUCAGCUGGGCAUCCAACAUGGUGGCGCAGGACGCCAUGCCGUUGUCCUACUACGAGCACAACGUCAACACGCUGGGCGUCUUCAGCCUGCAGCACAACGGGCGCCAGCACGGCAAGACGGAUGGCGUGUGCUUCAACACACUGGUGGCGCUGGAGCCCGACGGCGCCCGGCGCGACGAGGACGGCCUCAGACUGGAGCCGCCGUCCGCCCUGCGCCCGCCUCCCGUGGACAACCCCCGCUACCUCUGGCACAAAGUCCAGCGUCCCACCGUGAGGGACGCGCUGUUGGACAAGAGCAGGAAGACGUCCAUCUUACCCCUGCACAGUCUUUACUGACUCUUAAUGUGAAAGGACGCUUUUAUUGUCUUAUUUUUUUAUUUUUGCAAGGACAUUUGUUCGGUUAAAGCUUCAUCGUGUGCACGUAGCCAUCCUUCAGGCUCUUCAGGUUCCUGUUCCUCUUCUCCAGACGGGUAAGCCACUCCCCCCGCAGCCUGGCGAACAGGAAGACACGGGUCAACAACACGCAGCAUGUUUGCUAUGGCGACAGGCUGGAAGACAAACGACGCCGCCACACGCUCAGGAUGCCUCCGUGCGUGGUGGGACGCGCCGGCUACAAGCAUCUGCGAGCACGGUGAGUGAGCGGCGGCCGAGACCCCCACCUCCCCGGCAGCUGUUCACCCCCCGGCUUCCCUUCCGGCAUGUUGGGGAUUAUUCACUUUGUCCCGUCUUUGUCGCUAAACCGGAGUGACGCAAACGACAAACACGUCCUUCUACACCCUCAGCUAGCGAGCCGUGCACCGCUGGUCUUUUUAUCAGAAACAUGCCCCCGUUGGCUAAAUGUCAUCUCACUCAUCACCUGGCACACACAAUUGGGGGGGGGUUACUGCUCCUGGAGAGUGACAUGGCAUGAUGGGG